AUGUACUGUUCGUUUAACUGGCCACCUUCUUCUAUGACGUCACAUUACGCGCUGCCCGUUAAUUGGAUGGCAAUUGCACCUCCUACGACGUGUUACAUCAUGUGUUGCCGGGCCGGACAGCGCGAAGCGACGACGUCUUUUUGUUGCAAGAGAUGCCGCAGACGAGGCGCGGGGGAAAAUUCGCACUCAUGUUUUUUUAAAAUUUAUCCAUUUGUUCCGUCUAUUUCAUUUCAGUAUCAAUUAUUUCCUUUUCUUUUUUUCUCAUUUUUCAUUCUAACUUCCCAAUUAAUAUCUUUCCCUUCUUCCAUUCCUCUUUCUUCCUUUUUCUUUCUUUCUUUCUUUCUUUCUUUCUUUCUCCUUUUCUCUUUAUAUAUAUUUCUCUCUAUUCCUGACAUUAUCUUUCUCUCCAUUGCCAUCUCUCUCUCUCUCUCUCUCUCUCUCUCUUUCUUUCUUUCUCUGUCUAUUUCUUUCUCUUUCUCUUUCUCUCUGUCUCUCUGUUUCCGUUAUUAUCUUCACUUUCUUUUCUUCCAAUUUUCGCUAUUUCUCUUUGUCUCUGUCUCUCUCUUUGUCUCUCUGUUUCUGGCUCUCCACCUAUUUACCACUCCAUUGUCUUAUUUCUUUCUCUCUUUUUUUUUCUUUGAAUCUUUCUUUCUUCCUUUGUGUCCCCUAAUCCUUUUUCUUUCUUUCUUUCUUUCUUUCUUUCUUUCUUUCUUUCUUUCUUUUCCUUGA
Molecule: messenger RNA, 729 nt
Organism: Acanthosepion pharaonis
Lineage: Eukaryota; Metazoa; Mollusca; Cephalopoda; Sepiida; Sepiidae
Source: the annotation of a GenBank genome assembly